UGGAAUUUCCUGCUGUCUUCCUCUGAAUAUUACUUCUCACUUUCUAAAGGGUUUCCUUACUCUCUCAAGAGUGAAAGACGCAAAAGACGACAGUUAUUUAAGGUCAAACACAACAGAGUCACUUAUUAAAAAGUUUUUCCAGGAGUGCCCAUUAUUUUUCAUUUCACUACAACAUUACUGGGACAAGCUCAGUGUUAUAGUGUCAUGUAUGUCUGAGGAUAGUGAUGCAUUGGGUUUUAGUGAAGUAGAAACCCUUCAUAGAUGGAUGUCCAGCUUUUGUUCUGGAUCCAGUGUUUCCAUUCCAGAUUUAAUGUAUUAUCCACCUUGGAUUAUUGCAGCAUGUCUUAACGUGAGACUCAAAACCAGCAAAAAUGCUGUGAACUUCUAUCACAGAUUGCAAAACAUGAUGGAGGUGGAAUCUUUUAAAAAGAUUUCAGUGUGUUUGUUUGCUUGUAUACUAUCACAAUGUUCAGAGAUGGUUCUUCAUGAAAAUGAGAUAUCAGAAAACAGCCAAGUUUGGACGACAUCCAUGGAACUACUCAAGUCCUGUCCUGAAGUCUUGUUCUGUUUUAUGGAAGAUGAUAAAAGUCAUAUUUACAGUCAUGACCUUCAACAGUUGAGAACUUUACUGUUACCCAACAAGUACUCAAAACUUCUGCCAAUUGUUUUCUUCAGCCUUUUGACAAAAUGCAAGCGAGAUAUAGUAGAAAAGGUUAAGCAGUUUCCUCACUUUAAACAAAUCACCAUCACAAUGAACCAGAAAUUCACUCAGCUCAGAAAAACAUGUCUWGAAAAUGAUGCUUACAAGUCAUGUGAAAAGCCUUUUCAGCUCGAGUUUGCAAAGGAAGUAUUUCAGUUUCUACGCCACCACACUGGAUCAUAACCAUUACCUCCACAAGGCAAAAGGCAAUAAUAAUUUACAAAAGAAUUUAUUUUUUUGAUAUUAUAUGAUGUAUAAUAUAAUUAUAAUGUAUGUUUCAACUCAUUCUCGUACUCAGAUCCUGYUCAGUUUUCCAACGGAAAAUCGAAGGAGCCUUCAAUUYCCUGUURAAAAGGAUCUGKGUUCAAGAAUGGUUUUCAACUGGACAACAUAUUUAUGAAAAAAAAAUCCUUCUGUUGAUCAAUGAUAUAUUUAUUCAAUCUAAAAAACAAAAUGUCAAUAAAUUAAUUAUUUUUCUAAAUAUGUUGUCAUUAUUUAAGUCUAUUAUCUUCUACAAAUUUGAUUCAUAAUCACAGAAAAAUGUUCUUAAAGCAUUGGUUUAUGUUUCCCAUAGAAAAUUAAUGUGCUGGAUUUCUGUAUGCAAGGGAUUAAUUUCAUUUAUCAACGCUUGAUAUAACACGAAAGCUUUAAGACUACUAAAACCAUUAUUUUUAUACAACUUUUGUUAAAAAAAGUACCCAAAAUAUCUAUAAAGAUUGGAAAGUUCUAUCCUGCCAUCAAGGUACGCUAUUUAUAAGGAUGUUAUUAUUUUAUUAUAUUAUAAACUAUUCUAGUCAUUGAGCAAAUUCUGUCUGUUCAACGAUGGACGGUGAUGUUUUGUAACAAGAUGUUUUUUYUGCACCUUCAUGAAA
Messenger RNA from Exaiptasia diaphana, 1572 nucleotides. RefSeq lists its product as uncharacterized. The record is from RefSeq and is a predicted model, not a curated record. Bases 209 to 883 code for a protein of 224 amino acids. The transcript is spliced from 14 exons. Gene Ontology annotation, cellular component: Fanconi anaemia nuclear complex. Lineage: Eukaryota; Metazoa; Cnidaria; Anthozoa; Actiniaria; Aiptasiidae. Gene Ontology annotation, biological process: interstrand cross-link repair.